AUGGCUGACUCAAAGAGCCCAUCGGUCGGAAAGAGAUGGGAGAUGAGUAUCAACCGCGAGACAGAGCAGAAAAACGACUGCUUCGAGAAAGAGAAGCAGAAAUUUCAAGAACAUGUUGAGAACGAUGCGAUAAAGGCAUUGUCAAAUGCUAGCUAUGCAUCCGGGUCCUUACGAUCAUCUGAGCCUUCUCAGAUUAGAACAUCAAGCCAUCGAAAUGACGGUGACGACCUCGGAAAGCAGUGCUCGGAAGGGGCCAUGACUGAAACAGGCCAACCAGCACCCCUACCUACACCCCCUCAAUCGCCUACCGCCUCCAAAUUUACAAUAUUGCACCUUGAUGGCUUGGAUCAACGUAAUGUUGACAGAUGCGGGAACGACUUCAAUGAGCUUCAGGCUACAAUCAAUACGCUUCAGUCCAAGCUGAGAGAAAAAGAGAAAGAAUGCCAAUGCCUACGUGAAGAGCGCAGACAGGCAUCAAGACUACAUCGCGAUUCUAUCCACAAUGAUGACGAAGAGGAGAUUGAAAAGCUCAAGAAGCGGGUAGAAAGAUUGGAUGAGAUGUUAGACAAGAACGAGGAGAGCAUCGAAUGCCUUCAGAAGCAACUUCUCGAAACCAAAAUGCAUAAGAGACAGUUAGAAAUACAAUUGGCCGAGGCCGAAAAAAACUUCCAAGACAGGAAUAAACUACUCAAAGAAAUGCAUCAUACUACUGAUGCUCUAGCGUUCACAAGUCAAGAGGGUUCUAUCUCCCAAAUAAGCCUGGGAUCAGAGAGGAGGCGUCAAGAGUCAACAAUACAGGGCACAGGCUGGGCUAUCCACUGUCCGAAAGGACGCAAAAAGUCCGGAUUUGGCAUAGCGAGGGACGUGAUAAGAUCGAACUCUACCCUGAGAAAGCCAUAA
This is a messenger RNA of Bacidia gigantensis, 900 nucleotides long. RefSeq lists its product as uncharacterized. The record is from RefSeq and is a predicted model, not a curated record. The transcript has a single exon. Lineage: Eukaryota; Fungi; Ascomycota; Lecanoromycetes; Lecanorales; Ramalinaceae. The coding region runs from base 1 to 900 and encodes 299 amino acids.